ACGUGUAGAGAAGACAUCACACGAUCACAAGACCUGCCAGAGACAAUUAUUUUUAUCAUCUAUUGCUGUCAUCAGGUGAUCAGGAUUUUGAGCUGAAAAUCCUGAAUUGGGAUAAAACGCAAAUAAUUUAAAUAAAAUGUCAGGGAGAGAUAGAUUAGCGAUUUUCCCGUCUCGGGGAGCUCAAAUGUUAAUAAAGGCCCGUUUGGCUGGAGCUCAAAAAGGCCAUGGACUGUUAAAAAAGAAGGCUGAUGCUCUACAAGUCAGGUUUCGUAUGAUCCUGAGUAAAAUUAUUGAGACAAAAACCCUUAUGGGUGAAGUGAUGAAGGAAGCUGCAUUUUCUUUGGCUGAAGCUAAAUUCACUACUGGAGACUUCAACCAAGUAGUCCUGCAGAACGUAACAAAGGCGCAGAUCAAGAUUCGCUCUAAGAAAGAUAAUGUUGCUGGUGUUACACUGCCCAUUUUUGAGUCAUACCAAGAUGGCUCUGACACAUACGAGCUGGCGGGUCUCGCUCGUGGUGGGCAACAAUUGGCCAAGCUGAAGAAGAACUUCCAGAGUGCCGUGAAACUUCUUGUGGAGCUGGCGUCUCUGCAGACAUCUUUUGUGACCCUGGAUGAAGUCAUCAAGAUCACAAAUAGGCGUGUCAAUGCCAUUGAGCAUGUGAUCAUUCCGCGAUUGGAGCGUACUCUCGCUUACAUCAUUUCUGAGUUGGACGAGUUGGAGCGUGAAGAGUUCUACCGGCUGAAGAAGAUUCAGGACAAAAAGAAGAUCAUCAAAGACAAGGCAGAAGCGAAGAAAGCGGCCGAUAAGCUACUCGAGAGCGGCAAAGAUUUGCACGAUAUUGCCAACCUCCUCGAUGAGGGAGACGAAGAUCUCCUCUUCUAAAUACCGCAUCGUACCGCGCGCGUUCGUACAAAAAAGCCGCCCUCAAAGCAGCUGGUUUGGACGUGCACGAUGCGUCCAAUCUCUUGGACGACACUGAGAACGACAUCCUGUUUUAAUCCCGCGCCUGUAUUUCCCUAGCCUAGCUGUUUGUAGUCGUGCAGUCAACGCGCCAAAACGCAGUGACAGUUUAUUGUGACGAUCGGCAGAAUGCUUUAACGGCCGUUUCUUAUAUUCUUUGCCACAGCAAGAGUUAGGCGUACCUACCGUGGUUUAGUUUGUAGGCAAUUAUUAAUUUCAAUAAAUUAACAAAAACCUCUCAGCAUCUACGCUCUAUAUGAUAUGUGAUGUUUCCAGCACUUUUCCAUUGAUUCCAAAAAUGUUUUUCUGUUGUUGGCGUUUGUUAAACAAAAGUCGAGGGUACCAAUGUGUAACUGAAGCGACUAAUUAAAAUUGUUUCUCAGAACGGUCCUAUACGGUCAGCCUAAAGUAUAUUUGUGUACCCAGCUUAAUAUAACUUAAAAUUAUUUGUAAAACAGUGUCAAAAUCUAUUAAUAAAAAAAACUGUAGGUGUCUAACAAAAUUACAGAGUUAGUUUUAUCUAAUAUCCUCAAUUAGCAGUAUAUAUUAAAUAAGUAAAGUUUUGUUGGGAAUCGUUGGAAGUAUAUUUUUUAAGUGCGUGCACAAUGAUAUUAAAAUAAUAGUUACUAUUUACAAUUUGUGAUUUAAUAUGUACAGUAAUUGAGCUACUGGAAAUUUCGAACAGUAUGUUUAAUUGGGCUAAACGCAUACAUAAUAAAGUGUUAGAUAAAAUAUAAAACGUCAUUUGACUGCAUAUAACGUAGGUGUUACAGUGUUCAUUACUACUUUGUAAAUACUGUAUUGUUGUCCAUGUUAAAUAUUUACUAAACGCGCUUGAAUAUCUUUGUAUCUUAUUCCAGCGUAACACGGUUUGAAGUGCAAUGGUAUUUAAUGAAGUGUUUUUGAUCAGAUGGUACCGUCUGGUAAUUAUGUAGUAUGAAAGCAUUCCACCAAUAUUUCGUUUUUCGAUAAGCAGUUCUAUGAAAUCACAAAGUCCUAAUGUUGCAUAGUUCAGUAUAAGUACACCCGAAAUGUUUUUAGUUGUUUUUUGAAUUGUUGUUUGGUAUUAUAACAAUAUAAUUUAAGUGAGCAUCAUGUAAAUACAAGUUUAUGAACGAAAUAUUAAAAUAUUAUUAUUGAACUGAACUUUGUUUUAAUCAAUCAUAUUUUGAAAAAUUUCCAGAAAAGGGCAAUGCGGAUAUGUAAAGCGACUUUUAUGUAAAAAAAAAUGGCAAACAUGCGUAUGGCCCACCUGAUGGUAAGAUUAUUAAAAGGUAUAAAAUUAUAUGGUAUAUUAAACGUAAUGUUUGCGGUACCAAAAAUAUCACUCGCACCGUCGCAAGCCCUGCCUCAAUCCCCUUCCCCAUGUAGCCCUGGAACCUUACACACCGACAGAAACGCAACACCAAUGUAUGGUGGAAGUUACUUCCCCAGAUGGACGCUCCAAUUCGAGCUGAAAAUCUUGCUUUCGAAAAACCUCUCAUAAGACUUUAUUUUGGAAAGCAUUUGAUCACUUAUGCAAAGGGCGUCAUAUUUGCCACCCCGAGACAUUAAGGCUGACCUUACACUGAAUCAUAAAAUGAAUUCAUAUUAUUAAUUUGAAUGAAAUUAUUAAUUUUAAAUUGAUAAAAUUGAGGUUAGGAUUAGUGGCGGACUAACAGGGGGGCGGAAGGGGCGGCCCGCCCCGGGCCUCCAGUCUUGGGAGGCCCCAAAUGCGUACGCGUUCCCCUGAUCAAAUCCUAAAC
Chilo suppressalis (striped riceborer) is the source of this 2706-nucleotide messenger RNA. The record is from the annotation of a GenBank genome assembly. Lineage: Eukaryota; Metazoa; Arthropoda; Insecta; Lepidoptera; Crambidae.